Messenger RNA from Cydia strobilella, 2262 nucleotides. RefSeq lists its product as uncharacterized. The record is from RefSeq and is a predicted model, not a curated record. NCBI's taxonomy places the organism in Eukaryota, Metazoa, Arthropoda, Insecta, Lepidoptera, Tortricidae. Gene Ontology annotation, biological process: proteolysis. Gene Ontology annotation, molecular function: zinc ion binding; metalloendopeptidase activity. The coding region runs from base 36 to 2252 and encodes 738 amino acids. The transcript is spliced from 12 exons.
GCAUAAAAUGUUAGUAUAAUAGUAACUUUUUCAUAAUGUUAAGUCUUUUCAAAACAGUAUUCUUAUUAUAUUUUUAUAGUGUAUUAGUAGAAUGUUCACACCCAGGAAGUCUAUCUGUUCGUAAACUUAACCGACAAUUAAUUGCAAGAAAACGACAAAACACUCUGGACCUAUGUCAAAUGUUUAAUGUUGAAAACGAUAAGGUGCAAAGUGAACUUCUGAGUCACAAUCGAGUUAAAAGAGCCGCUCCGGCGGUGGAUCCUGCAGCCAGAGUAGAGAACAUCAUCGACAAACUCUAUGAUGAACCAGAGGAUGGGGAAAAGGUCGAAUACAGAAAGAAAAAUGUAACCACUACCGCUAAACCCGAGGCAGUAAAAUCCGGAAGAAGGUUCGAUUUCGCUCCAGCCGUUUUGGAUGUCAAUAUCAUAGAGGAAAGAGAUAAAGAUAACAAACUGACGCUAGACGGGAAAACAGUUCCGGUACCAUGGCACAAGUAUUGGAAACACGGCAUUAUCCCGUAUUUCAUCGACUCAAACACAUACGAUACGUUCCUAGCUGAAAAAAUAACGAAAGCUUUCGACAACUUCGAGCAAAGUACCUGCAUACGUUUACAACGACUGAGAGAGAGGCCCACGGACAAAGCAUCUUUACAAAAUGUCCAAUGGCUGUACAUCACUAACCCUUCUGGCACUCGGCAGUGUGUGCAUAGCAACGAGAUGAAAACGAUCUCAGGAGUUCAGUGGGUAGUAUUCGGGUACGACUGUAUGUCCGAAGGUCAGAUCAUGCACGAAGUCAUGCACAUCCUCGGUUUCUCUCACGAGCACGUUCGCGAGGACCGUGAUCAAUAUAUCAGCGUCAUGUGGGACAACAUUAAACCAGGCUAUAAGAAAUUCUUCGAGAUCAAGCGCCGCCCUGCGAUAUUAUCUUCUCUUUCCUACGACUACGCUAGUGUUCUCCAUUACCCGCCAAGAGCAUUUUCCAAAAAUGGGAAGUACACCCUUGUUGCUGAGUCUGGAAUCGACUUUGGUCAGCGCGUGGGACUAAGUGAGAUAGACAUAGAAAAGGUAUCAAUGAUCUUUGGCGGCGAGUGCAUAGACCGAAACAAGCACUACUUAAAAACCACCUGCCCUACAGUCAUCGCUUCGGGACAACAGAAGGAGACAAAGAAAGCGACACAGGCAGAAAUUGAUGAUUAUUUCCGUGACAGAUUAUGGCCGUACGGAAUAGUUAACUAUAAACUCAAAGACCGGAUUGAGUUCUCUAUUGAAGAAAGACAAAACAUCGAAGAAGUCAUAAAACAUAUCGAAAAGGAAACUUGUAUUGAAUUCAGAGAUUUUGGAAAAGAGGAUGACGCCGAUACGACCACAGCAAAUAAUGAUGUGAUCGAGGCCGAUGACGGCAAUCAAAUAUCAACGAAGAACGAAGGAGUUAAAGUACUGGUUCAAGAAGAAAACAGAAUAUAUCAGAGCUCAUCGUCAACGGAAUCAAAGGAAUCAGGUUCAUCAGGUUCAUCAGAUUCAUCGGAGUCAUCUAUCUCAGUAGAAUUCAAUAAACUCUCACAAAAACAAUCUCACAAUAAUACACUCUUACAGAAUAAUGAUGUUGGCUUAUGGGAUAAUAUGACAAGAAAAAAUGCUAUUACCAAUAAUGUAGAGCCAGUUAAUGACAAGACAUCUAAAAAGGACAAUUCUAAACAAAAAAUUAAGUCAGAAAGCAAACGUUUCCGCAGAGCCGUGCCCCCAUCGCCAGCGCGACGGCACGCCGACGAUUUCUUGGUGCUGACCCGUUCACCGGAGCCGGGCUGCCGGUGCCCUGAGCCUGGGCGCGCCAGCGCAAAAAAGGAGCUGGUGAUCACGGUGGACUGCUUCAACUCUGUCAACGACCUGCUGCACGUGUUCAUGCACGUGCUCGGCCUGGACCAUCAGCACAACUCGCAUGACCGAGACGACUUCCUCGCUAUCAACUGGGCUAACGUGUCUAGGACUUUAGAAAAGGAAAUGGACACCAAGCUACCGCCCGCAGCGUCCGUUGGCUUCGCCUACGACUACCAGAGCGUGAUGCACUAUCCCUGUCUCGACAUCACUAAUGGUGUCACCAGCAUCAUGUAUCCUAUAUGGAACGACGGCUGGGCUAUGGGUCACUGGCAAGGUCUAAGCUCUAUCGAUGUACAGAAACUGAAUCUGCUGUACUUCGGGCAGUGCCAAGCGAGGAAGAAAGCCAUGGCUGAUUUAUUAAACAAAAAUAAACUUUGAUAAAAUUUAA